This is a messenger RNA of Anoplopoma fimbria (sablefish), 492 nucleotides long. Its product is annotated as telethonin. Gene Ontology annotation, molecular function: titin Z domain binding; structural constituent of muscle; protein-macromolecule adaptor activity. Gene Ontology annotation, cellular component: Z disc. Bases 1 to 492 code for a protein of 163 amino acids. The record is from RefSeq and is a predicted model, not a curated record. The transcript is spliced from 2 exons. Gene Ontology annotation, biological process: cardiac muscle tissue morphogenesis; skeletal muscle thin filament assembly; cardiac myofibril assembly. NCBI's taxonomy places the organism in Eukaryota, Metazoa, Chordata, Actinopteri, Perciformes, Anoplopomatidae.
AUGCACUGUGUGAGCAGAGGAGGCAGCUACCUGGUGAACUCCUACUGUGAUCUGCAGGAGGAAAACCAGUGGAAGAAGGAGAGCUACCAGGCCUGCUGGCUGAGCCUGAUCCUUGAAACGAGGCCACAAUACAAGCUCACUCUGUCAGAGACAGACAGCAUUCGUAGAGAGAGUUACAAGCAGCAACAGGUGACGGACUUCAUGGUGGAGAGGAGUCCCAGCCAGACACUGAGGCUGGGCAGCAACAACCGAGUCAUGACAGAGCACCAGCUGCCCUUCUUCAACACCAGCAAACAACAUCCUGCUACAACCACCUUUGAAUGCACAGAACAAAAGCCAUUCAUACAAGGGAAGGGGAAUAAUGGAGUAGGUAAACAGGAAGUGACUGCUCUAACUGAGGGCCUCAGCAAACCAGUGAGAGUGAACUUCAGAGCCUCGAGUCUGAUGUUCUCACCAAGGGAAACCUCUCAUCGGGUGCAGAGGAGGGAGUGA